Messenger RNA from Callithrix jacchus (white-tufted-ear marmoset), 9820 nucleotides. Its product is annotated as UDP-glucuronosyltransferase 2B4. NCBI's taxonomy places the organism in Eukaryota, Metazoa, Chordata, Mammalia, Primates, Cebidae. Gene Ontology annotation, molecular function: glucuronosyltransferase activity. The record is from RefSeq and is a predicted model, not a curated record.
AACGACAGAAAGAAACAGCAAAUUGAAAGAAAAGCAUUGCAUUGCACCAGAAUGUCUGUGAAAUGUACUUCAGUGUUUCUGCUCAUACAACUGAGCUGUUACAUUAACUCUGGGAACUGCGGAAAAGUGCUGGUGUGGCCCACAGAAUUCAGCCUUUGGAUGAAUAUGAGGACAAUCCUGGAUGAGCUUGUCAACAGAGGUCAUGAGGUGACUGUGCUGGCAUCUUCAGCUUCCAUUGUUUUUGAUCCCAACAGCCAAUCUACUCUUAAACUUGAAGUCUAUCCUACAUCUUUAACGAAAACUGAGUUUAAGGAUAUCAUCCUGAAGCUGGUCAACAGAUGGUUAGACCUUCCUAAAGACACAUUCUGGUCAUACUUUUCACAAGUACAAGAAAUCAUGUGGACAUUUGGUGACAUAUAUAUAAAUUUCUGCAAGGAUUUAGUUUCAAAUAAGAAACUUAUGGAAAAACUACAGGAGUCAAAAUUUGAUGUUGUUUUUGCAGAUGCUAUUAUUCCCGGUGGUGAGCUGCUGGCUGAGCUACUCAACAUACCCUUUGUGUACAGUUUCCGCUUCUCUCCUGGCUACUUUAUUGAAAAGCAUAGUGGAGGAUUUCCAUUUCCUCCUUCCUAUGCACCUGUUGUUAUGUCAGAAUUAAAUGAUCGAAUGACUUUCAUGGAGAGGGUAAAAAAUAUGAUCUAUGUGCUUUAUUUUCAAUUUUGGUUCCAAAUAUUUAAUAUGAAGAAAUGGGACCAGUUUUACAGUGAAGUUCUAGGAAGACCCACUACCUUAUCUGAGACAAAGGGGAAAGCUGACAUAUGGCUUAUUCGAAACUCCUGGAAUUUUCAAUUUCCUCAUCCACUCUUACCAAAUGUUGAUUUUGUUGGAGGACUCCACUGCAAACCUGCCAAACCCUUACCUAAGGAAAUGGAAGAGUUUGUCCAGAGCUCUGGAGAAAAUGGUAUUGUGGUGUUUUCUCUGGGGUCACUCAUCAGUAACAUGACAGAAGAAAGGGCCAAUGUAAUUGCAUCAGCCCUUGCCAAGAUCCCACAAAAGGUUCUGUGGAGAUUUGAUGGGAAAAAACCUCAGGCCUUAGGACACAAUACUCGGGUGUACAAGUGGAUACCUCAGAAUGACCUUCUUGGUCAUCCAAAAACCAGAGCUUUUAUAACUCAUGGUGAAGCCAAUGGCAUCUACGAGGUGAUCUACCAUGGGAUCCCUAUGGUGGGCAUUCCUUUGUUUUCAGAUCAACCUGAUAACAUUGCUCACAUGAAGGUCAAGGGUGCAGCCGCCAGAGUGGACUUCAACACAAUGUCAAGUAUAGACUUGCUGAAUGCACUGAAGACAGUAAUUAAUAAUCCUUUGUGAGUAUAACAAUAUUUUCCACUAGGUGGUAUUUAUAGAUAGCUUCUUUUGUCAGUAGUGAGUGUGAGUUUCAUCCUUUUCAUAAGAGACUAAUUUUGAAAGAAUAUAAAUCAUUUAACCAAUCUGAAAUCUUUUAUUUUUUAUCAGUUAUUUUAAAAUUGUAUUUGAACCCCAUAUAUCUAAUGAAUAACCAGUUAGUAAAACAAUUUUCUAAACUAAAAUGCAUUUAAACUGAUAUAGAUAAUAUAAACAAUGCAUUUCUUAAAAAAUUGACAUAAUGAAUUAUUAGUAGAAAGGAAGAAUAAAUAAAAUAAUAUAAAAUAUUUUAACUAAAUAUCUAAAAUAUCUCAGGAUAUGACUAUUUUCUUGCUGAGAAAUUACUUUUUAUUAUUAUACUUGCUAUAACACACUUGAAAAUGAGAUUUAAUUUUGAUAGCAUAAAACCCACCUGUUUAUGGUAUAAAAUCCAAAUAGAUUUAAGAAUGUUUAAUGAAUCAUGAAGCCAUCACCAUUACAUAAUUUUAGAACAUUUUUGUCAACAUAAAAGAAACUACAGUGACCCAGAAGUGGUCUCACAUGACCACUUAGCCCUAAUCUAACACCAAUUUGUUUUCUUUCUCUAAAGGUUAUUCUCUCUAGAUAUUUCAUAUAAAUGGAAUCAUAUAGUUUAGAGUGCUGUGUAAAUGACAUUUCACCUAGCCUAGUUUUUUGGGGGUUUUUUAUGGUUUUUAGUUUUAUUCAUGUUGUUGUGUGUUUUAAUACUUCAGUUCUCCUUACAGCAGUAUAAUAUUUUACAGUACGGAUAUGUCAUGUUUUAUUUGUUUACUUACCAGUUCAUUGGUAUUUCGAUUGUUUCCAAUUGUGACUUUUAUGAACAUUACUGCACACAUUUUUGCAUAAACAUGUUUUCCUUUCUUUUGGAUUGAUACUAUCGGUGGAAUUGCUGGCUCAUGUGGGAACUGUUUGUUUAUGAAGAACCGUUAUACUGUUUUCCAAAGUACUUGUUCCAUUCAUCACCACCACCCAAUUCAUCCAGAUGUAAACCUGUUUGUCUUUUUGUUACAGCCUUCUCAGUGAGUAUAAAACGAUCUCUCAUCCUGGUCCUGGAUUGCAUUUUUCAUUACAGCUGAAGAAAUUGAGAAUUUUUAUAUGUGCUUACUAAUCAUUCAUAUAUCUUCUUUGAAAAUAUGUCUACUCCAAUCCUUGGAACAUUCUUAAACUUUGCUAUUUAUCUUAUUAUUAAGUUUUAAUAACUAUAUGUCAUAUUUGAUAUGUAAUUUUUAAAUAUUUUGUCUCAUUUUGGGUGAACUAACAUUUUACUUUUAUUAGAAUGAUUUUAGAAGCACAAAAAAAUUUUAAGUUAUAUUUUUGAUAAUUGAUUUUCUUAACACCACAAAGAUAACAAUGUGGAAAAUGACUUCUGCAGUCCAGCUACCAUCAAUUCAGCAUUUGUAACUACUAUCAAUAAUGUUUUAUAUAAGGAGGGGGUAUCAUCUAAAGGAAAACUUUAAAGAUACUUUAUCAGAAAGAAAAUAGAUAGCAAAUGAUAAAAAAUAUCUUUAAGUAAGAUAGGAAAUAAUUGAAAAGAAACAUAAACUAACUUGGACAAAUAGAAAGUUAAUAUAAAAUACAGUGGUAGAUUUAAAUGUGAUUAUACAAAUACUUUCACUCAAUCUAAACAGACUUUUUAAAAAAGCAAACAAUGAGCAAGGAUAUAAAACAAUUGAAGAAUACAAUUAACAAAUGGAAUCUUAUAAUGUAAAAUAAUACAUACACAUGCACAUAUAUACACAUACAAUACACACACAUGUAUCAUAUAUAUACAUUUAUAUAUCAACUUGAAGACACAUUUUUCUAGAGUAUGUCAAAUAUUUAAUAGUUAUUUGAAGUAACAUGUGGUGGGCCAUAAAUCAAGACUUAAUAAAUAUAAAAAGAUUCAAUAUUAUAAAGACUACAUGAUCCACCCAUAGUGAAAAAAAGGGAGGUUAUAAAAAUGAUAACUAAAAUGUCUUUAAGUUUUGGAAAUUAAAAUAAUACACUUUAAAAAAAUUAAAGUCAAAAAAUAAAUCAUAAUUAUGCAUACUCUUUUAUCUCAGCAAUUCUACUCUCAAUUAUAUAUACAACAGGUGUGUAUAAAUAUAUAAAUCUAAUCCUAUAUAGAAGAAAGCUCACAACAGAAUUAUCAGUGUUGAAAACAUUUAGCAACCCAAAUGUCUAUUAAUCAUAAAAUGAAGAUGUAAUAUAUGCUUUAUCAAUCAACAGAAUACUACACAGCAAUGGAAUUACCAAACAACUCCUACAUUAAAAGAAAAAACACUAAUGAGUACAUAUUAUAAAAUUCAACUACAUAAACAAGCAAAAUUAAUGUAUGCUGUUCAAAGUCAGCAUAAUACUUAAUUGAAGGACAAAAGUAGUUACUAAAUGGGUCCGAAAAAAAGAGUUAUUCUAGACAGGAUGUGAUAUUUUAUACCAUGAUCUGAGCAGUAGGUAAAUUGGUAUCUUCUUUAAGAUAAUGCUUAAAAUUAUCUUACAUUUUUUAGCUAUUCACUUAGUGUAUGUAUAUUUAUGUUUUAUAUUUAAUAUUUAAAUGUUUAUUUUAUGAGAUAUAUAAUGUAUUUUAAAAUUCUAGGAAUCAAAUAGCCAAAUAAGCACAGAAAAUAGAAAAAAUGCUAGAGGUUCCAUCAUAGUGUGGCCAUUAAAAACCUCUCUGAGAGGUAACACUUAGAAGGAAGGCUCAAAAAGGGAGAGAAGCGUGUCUUUGGUAGUAGCAAGAAAGAGUGCUCCAAGAGCUGGAAAGGGGACAAAAUGUGUAAGGUGCUGUGAUCAGAACAGCUUUGGGAGCUUAAAGUAAAUAGAAGAUCAAUCUAGAAGGCAAUGUGCAGGGGAAAAGUGUUAAGAAAAGAGCUUGCCAGCGUCUAACAAUGUGGGGUCUGUAGACCAAAUAACAGACUGGGAUUUUAUUCUUAAAAUAAUGAGAAGCCAGGCAAAAAUCUUAAUCAAGGAAGUGUCACAAUUGGACCUUUAUUUCAAAAGAUUAUUCUGGCUACUGGGUGGGAAACACUCGGAGACAAAAGAGUAGAGUGGAAGCAAAGUGACUAUCUAUGGAGACGUGUUACUCACCAUGAAACAAUUCCUUUUGAACAACUUAGAGGUGAUAAUUUUCACAUUGCAUUUUCACAAUCUUUCUACCAGUACUCAAAAUGGCUCAUGAUGUUGAGCACAUUCUCAUAUGCCUAUUUGAGAACUAAGAGUGUAAUUGGAUUGUUCAUAACACAAAAGAGAAAUGCUUAAGGGAUGAAUAUCUUAUUUGCUAUGAUGUGAUUGUUUCAUAUUGCAUCUAAACAUCUCAUGUACCCCAUAAAUAUAUAUACUUACCACAUACCUGCAAAAAGUUAAAAUUUAAAAAGUAAAAAAUUUGAGAAGACUUAUAUUUUCUCUGCAUGAUAGAAAUUAAUUUUCUCACCUGACCUUCCAUUUCUACUUUAAAAAUAUCUGUCAGCUCCAUUAAGUUGUUUAUGUUCUUCUCUAUGCUGGUUAUUCCAGUUAGUAUUUCGAUAGCUGAAUUAAUUAAGUUGGAGAAAGAAUGUCAGAGAUUGAAGAUCAACUCAAUGAAAUAAAGUGAUAAGGCAAGAUUAGAGAAAAAAAGUGUGAAAAGAAAUGAACAAAGCCUCUAAGAAAUAUGGAAUUAUGUGCAAAGACCAAAUCUACAUUUGAUUGGUGUACCUGAAAGUGACGAGGAGAAUGAAACCAAGUUGGAAAACACUUUUUAGGAUAUUAUCCAGGAGGAUAUCCUGAACAAAGCAAGGAAGGCCAACAUUCAAAUUCAGGAAAUACAGAGAACACCACAAAGAAAUUCCUUGAGAUGAGCAACCCCAAGGCACAUAAUCCAUAGAUUCACAAGGGUUGAAAUGAAGGAAGAAAUGCUAAGGGCAGCCAGAGAGAAAGGUUAGGUCACCCACAGAGGGAAGCCCAUCAGACUCACAGUGGGAUCUCUUGGCAGAAAUUCUACAAACCAGAAGAGGGUGGGGGUCAAUAUUCAACAUCCAUAAAGAAAUUAAUUUUCAACCCAGAAUUUCAUAUCCAGUAAAAUAAGCUUUAUAAGUAAAGGAGAAAUAAAAUCCUUUAUGAACAAGUAACUGCUGAGAGAUUUCAUCACUACCAGGCCUCCCUUACAAGAGCUCCUGAAGAAAGUGCUAAACAUAGAAUGGAAGAACCAGUACCAGCCACUGCAACAACAUACCAUAUUGUAAAGACCAUCAUCACUAUGAAUAAACUGCAUCAACUAAUGGGCAAAACAACCAGCUAGCAUCAAAAUGGCAGGAGCAAAUUCACAUAUAACAAUAUUAAUCUUAAAUGGAAAUGGGCUAAAUGCCACAAUCAAAAUAUACAGACUGGCAAAUUGGAUAAAAUGUCAAGACUCAUUGGUGUGCUAUAUUCAGGAGACCCAUCUCAUGUGCAAAAACAGACAUAGGCUAAAAGUAAGGGGAUGGAGGAAGAUUUACCAAGCAAAUGGAGAGGAAAAAAAAACAGGGGUGGUAAUCCUCAUCUCUGAUAGAACAGACUUUAAACCAACAAAGAUCAAAAAAGACAAAGAAGGGCAUUACGUAAUGGUAAACAGAUCAAUGCAACAAGAAGAGCUAACUAUCCUAAAUAUAUAUGCACCCAAUAAAGGAGCAUCCAGAUAAAUAAAGCAAGUUCUUAAUGAUCUACAAAGAGACUUAGACUUCCACACAAUAAUAGUGGGAGACUUUAACACUCCACUAUCAAUAUUAGACAGAUCAAUGAGACAUAAAAUUAACAAGGAUAUGCAGGACUUAAACUCAGAUCUGGAUCAAGUGAAUGUAAUAGACAUCUAGAGAACUCUCCACCCCAAAUCCGCAGAAUGUACAUUUUUUUCUCAGUGCCACAUCACACUUAUUGUAAAAUUGGCUGCAUAAUUGGAAACAAAACAAUCCUCAGCAAAUGCAAAAGGACGGGAAUCAUAACAAACUGUUUUUCAGACCCAGCACAAUUAAAUUAGAACUCAGGAUUAAGAAACUCACUCGAAACCACACAACUACAUGGAAACUGAACAACCUACUCCUGAAUGGCUACUGGAUAAAUAAUAAAUUGAAGGCAGAAAUAAAGAUGUUCUUCAAAACCAAUGAGAACAAAGACAAUGUACCAGAAACUCUGGGACACAUUGAAAGCAGUGUCUACUGGGAAAUUUGUAGCACUAAAUGCCCAUAAGAGAAGCAAGGAAAGAUCUAAAAUCAACACCUUAACAUCAUAAUUAAAAGAACUGAAGGAGCAAGAUCAAACAAAUUCAAAAGCUAGCAGAAAACAAGAAAUAACUAAGAUCAGACCAGAACUGAAAAAGAUAGAGACAGAAAAAAAAACCCUAAAAAAUCAAUAAAUCCAGCAGCAGGUUUUAUGAAAAGAUCAAGAAAAUAGAUUGACUGCUAGCCAGACUAACAAAAAAGAAAAGAGAAGAAUCGAAUAGAUGCAAUAAAAAAUGAUAAAGGCAAUGUCACCACUGAUCUCACAGAAAUACAAACCACCAUCAGAUAUUACUACAAACAACCCCAUUCAAAUAAACUAGUAAAUCUAGAAGAAAUGGAUAAAUUCCUAGACACUUACACCCUCCCAAGAAGUUGAAUCUCUGAAUAGAUCUAUAACAAGGUCUGUAAUUGAGGCAGCAAUUAAGAGCCUGGCAACCAAAAAAAGUCCAGGACCAGGCAAGUUCAUGGCUGAAUUGUACAGAGGUACAAAGAUGAUCUGGUACUGUUCCUUCUGAAACUAUUCCAAACAGUAAAAAAAGAGAGAAUCCUCCCUAACUCAUUUCAUGAUGCCAGCAUCAUCCUGAUACCAAAACCUAGCAGAGAUACAACUAAAAAAGGACAUUUCAGGCCAAUAUCCAUGAGCAUGGAUGCAAAAAUCCUCAAUAAAAUACUGGCAAACCGAAUCCAACAGCACAUCAAAAAGCUUAUCCAUCACCACCAAGUAGGCUUCAUCCCUGGGAUGUGAGGCUGGUUCAACAUAGGCAAAUCAAUAAAUGUAAUUCAUCACAUAAACAGAAGCAAAGAAAAAAUCCACAUAAUUAUGCUCAAGGAAAUGAGAGAGGACACAAGCAGAUGGAAAAACAUUCCAUGCUCAUGGUUAGAAAAAUUCAAUAUUAUGAAAAUGACCAUACUGCCCAAAGUAAUUUAUAGAUUCAAUGCUAUUCCCAUCAAGAUACCAUUGACUUUCUUCACUGAAUUAUAAAAAACACCUUAAACUUCAUAUGGAACCAAAAAAGAGAGCCUGAGUAGCCAAGACAAUUCUAAGAAAAAAAUAAAUAAAUAAAAGUGAGAGACACCACACUAUUUGACUUCAAACUAUACUACAAGGCUACAGUAAUCAAAACAGCAUGGUACUGGUACCAACACGGAAAUACAGACCAAUGGAACCAUACACAGACCUCAGAAAUAACACCACACAUCUACAACCAUCUGAUCUUUAACAAUCCUGACAAAAACAAGCAAUGGGGAAAUUAUUCCAUAUUUAAUGAAUGGUGUUGGGAAACUGGCUAGCCACAUGCAGAAAGCUGAAACUGGAUUCCUUCCUUACACCUUAUAAAAAAUUAACUCCAGAUGGAUUAAAGAUUUAAACAUAACACCUAACACCAUAAAAUCCCUAGAAGAAAACCUAGGCAGUACCAUUAAGGACAUAGCCAUGGGCAAGAACUUCAUGACUAAAGUAUCAAAAGUAAUGGCAACAAAAGCCCAAAGUAGACAAAUGAGAUCUAAUUGAACUUAAGAGCUUCUGCACAGCAGCAGAAAUUAUCAUUAGAGCGAACUGUCAACCAACAGACAAAGGGCUAAUAUCCAGAAUCUACAAAGAACUUAAACAAAUUUACAAGAAAAAAAAACAAAUGGCCCCAUCAAAAAAUGGCUGAAGCAUAUGAACAGACAGUUUUCAGAAGACAUUUAUACAGCCAACAAACAUGAAAAAAAAACUCAUCAUCACUGGUCACUAGAGAAAUGCAAAUCAAAACCACAUUGAGAUACCAUCUCACACCAGUUAGAAUGGCAAUCAUUAAAAAAUCAGGAGACACAUGCUGGAGAGGAUGUGGAGAAAUAGGAAUACUUUUACACUGUUGGUGGGAGUGCAAAUUAGUUCAACCAUUGUGGAAGAUAGUGUGGUGAUUCCUCAAGGAUCUAGAACUAGAAAUGCCAUUUGAACCAGCAAUCCCAUUACUGGGUAAAUACCCAAAAGAUUAUACAUUAUUCUAUUAUACAGAUAAUGCACACGUUUGUUCACUAUGGCACUGUUCACAAUAGCAAAGACUUGGAACCAACCCAAAUGCCCACCAAUGCUAGACUGGAUAAAGAAAAUGUGGCACAUAUACACCAUGGAAUACUAUGCAGCCAUAAAAAAGGAUGAGUUGAUAUCCUUUACAGGGACAUGGAUGAAGCUGAAAACCAUCAUUCUCAGCAAACUGACACAAGAACAGAAAACCAAACACUGAUGAUCUCACUCAUAGGUAGGAGGGGAAUAUCACACACUGGGGCAUGUUGGAGGGUGGUGGGCUAGGGAGAGAUGGCAGGGAUUGGAGGGAUUGCAGAGGGACAGCAUUAGGAGAAAUACCUAAUGUAGUUGAUGGGGUGAUAGAUGCAGCAAACCACCAUGACACAUGUAUACCUAUGUAACAAUCCUGCACAUUCUGCAUGUGUACCCCAGAACUUAAAGUAUAAUUAAUAUAUAUUUUUUAAUUUGUCAAUGAGAAAAGGUCAGUGUAAAGGCCAAACUUUCUCUGAUUACUCAAAUUAAAAUACACAAAUUCUAUGUCAAUAUUUUGACAUUUACUUUGAAUCAUUUGACAGUUUCAAACCUUUCAAGGACUUCAUAUAACUUACUUUUAGUGUUAGUAUCUUUAUUUUUAUCAUUCAGAUAUAAAGAGAAAGUUAUGAAAUUAUCAAAUAUUCAACAUGAUCAACCAGUGAAGCCCCUGAAUCAAGCAGUCUUCUGGAUUGAAUUCGUCAUGCGCCACAAAGGAGCCAAGCUUCUUCAGGUUGCAGCCCACAACCUCACCUGGUUCCAGUACCACUCUUUGGAUGUGAUCAGGUUCCUGCUGGCCAGUGUGGCAACUGUGAUAUUCAUCAUCACAAAAUGUUGUCUGUUUUGUUUCUGGAAGUCUGCUAGAACAGGAAAGAAGGUUAAAAAGGAUUAGUUAUAGCUAAGGCUUGAGCUGGAAAAUCUGAUUGAUGGGACUACUUCAGUUAAUUCCAGCAAGAAAGAUUGUGAUGCAAGAUGUUUUCCUCCCUGUGACAAAAAAAAAAAAAAAAAAAAAAAAAUCUUUUCAAAACCUACUUGAAAAUUUUUUUACUUUUGUCAAGUAAAAAUUUGUUUUUCAGAAGUUUACCACCCAGUUAAUGGUUAGAAAUACUUUGUGGCAAUGAAGAAAACACUAGGGAAAAUUAAAAAAUAAUAUAAAGCC